AUGGCCUCCCCAAGCCAAGAGCACGUCCUGCGUGUGCCGAGAAGUGACAGCGAGGGCAACUUCGUUCUGGUCAGCGUCAAAGCCAACGGGCCCGCUCCUCUUGACCUUACAAUUCAAGCCACGGAGGGUGAAAGUCCUUAUGCUGCAGAAAUAACCCAACGCCAUGCUUCUAAUCUACGCGAGAAGAAAUAUCAAAAGAGCAAGGAAGAAUGGGCAAUUAGGCUCGAAUCGAUUCUGCUGCAGCGAGCUCUUUCGGAACCCGGCGACUCUGUCAAAGAACCUGACAAGAUCGAGCUUGUUGCCACCGUCUCAGGCAGCCAACUCGAGUUAAUCGUCCGCAGGAAUCUAGAGGGCAUAACACAACGCCUCGGCCAGAUUUGCCUCCCGCAAGACGAUGACGUUGAGAUUGAUACCGUCGGCUGGGCACACACAGCCGUCAGCCGUGCCGACACUUUGAGCACAGAGAUCUACGCCCUAAAUUUGAAAUGCAAAGAGCAAGAAUCAAUCAUCCAGCAACUAUCCCAGCAACUUGAGGACCUAGCUUCUACAAAGCAAGAGUAUAAGAAUGCGAUUCUCAGCAAGUUUUGCGAUCUGCUGAAUGCGAAGAAAUUGAAGAUUCGAGAUUAUCAGCGGAUCCUUGCAGGGGCGAAAGUGGAUGAGAAGGAACUGGCGAAGGAGCAGAGUGCACGCUCGAAAGCUGGGGGUGCGGAUAGACAAGUAGCGAAGUCUUCGAGGAUGGGAAAGAGGAAGGCUGAGGAGGCGGGUCAGGAGGAAACUGACGAUGACGAGGCGUUUGCUAAGCAGGUAGAGGUUGAGAAAGAGGACAGUGAGGAAGAAAAAAAGGAGACGCCGGAGGGUAGCGAGGAUGAGGAUGUGACUGAAGACGACGAUGAAGAAAGUGAUAUCCUGGAUCGCAGGACCGGGACGACGGCCGGUGCGGAAAAGACUUCAGACACACCGCCACCAAGCAGAGAUCUGCCGUUUGGAAAGAAGGAUGAGGGGGGAACAAAAUCGGGGUUGGAUGGGGCAGCCAUAAACCCUGGUAGAAAAUCGAAUUCGGCUCAUGAAGCUGGCAAUGAGGACGAUGAGACGACCGAAGACGAUGAAUUAUGA
Messenger RNA from Bacidia gigantensis, 1113 nucleotides. RefSeq lists its product as uncharacterized. The coding region runs from base 1 to 1113 and encodes 370 amino acids. NCBI's taxonomy places the organism in Eukaryota, Fungi, Ascomycota, Lecanoromycetes, Lecanorales, Ramalinaceae. The transcript is spliced from 2 exons. The record is from RefSeq and is a predicted model, not a curated record.